AUGGAAGUUCAAGUGCUAUCGCCCAGGUCCGCCAACGUCCCAGUCAGGCCCAGGCCAGCAAUGCAAAAAUCGACCAAAGACCCUCAACCCAAACCUCAAGAAAAGCCUUCAAACCCAGAUCGUAUAGACGAUAAAUGGCGUCCACCUGUAACGGUGACAGAGCCUGGUGAUUCGGCACAGACUUAUGUUGUUGGAAAGAAGCUGGGCAAAGGAGGGUUCGCAGUAUGUUUCGAAGGUCGCACUCAAAGUACAGGCGAGGUGUUUGCCCUGAAAGUAGUUAAGGCCAAGGUUGAGCAAAAAAAGAUGAUGGAGAAAUUUCGCACAGAGAUGCAAAUACACGCAAAAAUGGUGCAUCCCAACAUAGUCGAAUUUUACCGGGCAUUCUCCUUAGAAGGACAUACUUAUGUUGUGCUGGAAUUGUGUGAUAAUGGCAGUUUGACAGAUAUGGUCAAGGCGAGAUCGUGCUUGAGCUUACCGGAAGUCAGGCGCUUCACCAUCCAGAUAUGUGGCGGUGUCAAAUAUAUGCAUAAACGAAACGUCAUCCACCGAGACUUGAAGAUGGGCAACAUCUUCCUGGAUUCCAACAUGAAUAUCAAGAUUGGUGAUUUUGGGUUGGCAGCUGUAUUGGCGGACGACCAAGAUCGGAGAACAACCCUCUGUGGUACACCCAACUAUAUUGCUCCUGAGAUUUUGAGCAAGUCAGGAGUACGGGGGCAUGACAGCAAGGUCGACGUCUGGGCCAUUGGCAUCAUAUGUUACGCCAUGCUCAUGGGCACGCCUCCCUUCCAGUCGAAAACACAACAAGAAAUAUACUCAAAGCUGAAAAAUCUAGAUUACGAGUGGAAGCUCGACAGCAAGAACUUCAUUCCAGACGAGGCGAAAGAGUUUGUCGCCGCCUGCCUAAAUCUGGUUGCUACCGACAGACCAGAGAUGGAUGACUUGGUGGAAUACGGCUUCUUCAAGAAUGGCACAAUCGCCGACGUGCUGGAACGAGCAAAUAUGAGAGCUAAGCCGAUAUGGCUACUGGAGGCAGAACCUAGAGGAGACAGGGUGAAGCCCGGAUAUGGCGCCGAUCAUGCUACUAUCUGCAGUGAGAGUGGUGUUGGCAGAUUAUCUGACGGAAAGUGCAGACCACCAACAGGGCAAAAAGGUCUAAUAUCAGCGCUGGUCGAGAUUGAAGCCGAGAACAGAAAAGGAUGUGCUCCAGUCACUCCUUUGCCAGAAGGUGUCCUUUACCGCCAAUUCACUGAUCCCGAGCCUCAACGACCGGCCUUCCAAAAGGCAGCAGCAGCACGGCCUAGGAGCAAGAAACCUAUUGAGGAUGCGCGAGAUAUUAUAUCUAGUGUAUCUAAUCGACCACCUUUGGUUGGUGCAGAUCGGCUGCAAUCAGCUGCAAGACCUCUUCAGAGUUUCGCAGCUCAACAAAGACAGCAAGCAGCUCCAGCCCGUGCCACUGUCACCAAACCACCGAUUGUGGACGAGUUGGUAGACAUCAAGGCAGCGAAGCCAACAGCAGAUACCAAAGGCUUUCUGCGAGCACGCCCUAUCCGAGCAGCUAGCACGCGCUCGAUGCAAGCAAGCAAAGAUGAACCAGUGGCUACAAGAUCAAGCACUCGUCUGCACCAGCUUAACGAGCUGUCCCAUCAGCUGCAGAUGGACGCCGAACAUAUGAACAAAGCACGAGAACCAGCUCCAAAUAUGGAGACUGGCACAAUGAGAUCCCGUGGCUUGCCUCGCCCGAGAAGCGUAGCUCAGGAGAGAAGGCCAGAGAGACCUGCUUCAGUCAUGUCAACAAGCUCAACAGAGGAUCAACCUCGAAAGGCAGUACGAAAACCGACAACUAACGUGGACAUGAAAGUAAAGACCAUGACAACUGUGUCUCUCGCUGAAGUAGAAAACGAAUUUGCAAAAGGCAUGAUCCUCGACGAUCCACCAGCCUUACCACCAAGGACAAUCUUCAAACCACGUCUGAUUGAGGACAAGGACAGACAUACUCGAGUACACGGCACUUCGCAUACUCACGUAAUGCGUUCUCUUCGUGAUCUGCAUACAUCCCUGAGCACUCCCAAGGAUUCUUCAGCUAGCCACACACCAUUCCAGACAUCACAACCAUAUCCUCGUGUGGAGAAAUGGGUUGAUUACGCCACAAAGCACGGCAUAGCAUAUCUGCUCACGGAUGGCUCGUUGGGAAUGGUCCUGAAGUCCAAAGAAGAGGACAACAAGGCUUCAGGAUGCGUAGUCGUCCGUCACGCAAAGCGACAUGCCGAGCUGAGAACAAGAGGCAAAGAGUACCAAUAUGUACCUCAGAGCCCUAAUGCCUCCGACGUCGAGUUCUAUGAACAGAUCGACAUGACGGAGCCAAUGCGUCGGCUCGACGUACCUGCAUCAAAAUUCCAUCUCGACAUCGAACGACACGGAUCUCAAUCAGCGGCAGCGAACGCCCUUCUAGCAAGCUCGAAAGGAGCAGAAUCCCAACGUCUCAAAGAAGUUGGGCUCUUGGACAAGUUCGGCAAAUACAUGCACAAACAGAUGAGCAGUAUCUCAGCCUCUUCGGACACAACUUCAAUAUCUCAAUCAGACGACCAGGCCGUCGGGCACCUGAUCCACUUCUACCAACGUCUGGGCAAUGUUGGUGCGUGGCGUUUCGCUGAUGGCGGCAUUCAAUUCAACUUCCCAGAUCACACAAAGAUCGUCAUCUACCAAUCGUACACCAAGCUCAACGAACCUGCCGAAGUCAUGGUAGAUCUCAUACACCUCGAGCCACGAGACGCCAGGGAUCUAGCAGAGUUUGGGCAGAUUACACACGAAGCAUUGGAACGGCGCGACCUGAAGACCUUCCGCCUCAGUGAUAUUCAAAGACUCAAUGGAUUCAGGAGAAGUGAGAUCGAAAUCCUGCGAACAAAUGAGGUUGCUGAGAAGCUGGAUUGGAUCAAGGCGGUAAUAGGGAUUUGGAUCAAGGAGGGGGCAUUAGGCUGGAUGGGAGCGGAGAGAUUAGGUUGGAGUGGGUUGCAAGAGAAGAGGGAGGACAGGGAGACUUCGAGUAGUGCUGGAAAGAAGGCGAAGUUGCAGUGGGUUACGGUCGGGCGACCGAAUGGUGAUAGUAGCGAGUGA
Molecule: messenger RNA, 3111 nt
Organism: Lithohypha guttulata
Lineage: Eukaryota; Fungi; Ascomycota; Eurotiomycetes; Chaetothyriales; Trichomeriaceae
Gene: CDC5
Product: Cell cycle serine/threonine-protein kinase cdc5/MSD2
Exons: 1
Coding region: 1-3111 (1036 amino acids)
Biological process (GO): mitotic spindle organization; protein phosphorylation
Cellular component (GO): spindle pole body; nucleus; spindle pole
Molecular function (GO): protein binding; ATP binding; protein serine/threonine kinase activity
Source: RefSeq, a predicted model, not a curated record